Messenger RNA from Gavia stellata (red-throated loon), 2082 nucleotides. RefSeq names its product protein phosphatase 1 regulatory subunit 13 like (gene PPP1R13L). The transcript is spliced from 13 exons. Gene Ontology annotation, biological process: positive regulation of cell differentiation; regulation of transcription by RNA polymerase II. Gene Ontology annotation, molecular function: transcription factor binding. NCBI's taxonomy places the organism in Eukaryota, Metazoa, Chordata, Aves, Gaviiformes, Gaviidae. The coding region runs from base 15 to 2006 and encodes 663 amino acids. The record is from RefSeq and is a predicted model, not a curated record.
CAGGAGGUGACAGGAUGGCGAGCGAGCGGCUGCGCGGUGCCCAGGACCUGUUGGAUCUCACCUUCCAGUCGCUGGCCAUGCAACACAUGGACCUGAAACAAGUGGAACUGGACACGGCGGUGGCCAAAGUGGACGAACUCUCCCGACAACUCGAAUCCCUCUGGACCGACGGUCCCGGACCCCCCAAGGAGCCGUACAGCCCCAGCCGGACCCGCUCGCCCCUCGGCCGGAGGAGCCUGGCACCGGAGACCCCCGAGCUGCCCGGAGACGCGUUGGGGCGCCCCGGUUCCCCCCCGGACCCCCCAUUAUCUCCCGGGGGAGGAUCGGGCCCCCUCGCCCCGACCCAAGGUCUUGGCGGUUCCCUACGAGGGGUUGACGCUCCCCAGCCCGGGGGGCCGACGGGCGCCCUCGCCCGGCCCCCCGCGCCCCCACCCUACGAGAUGCACGGGCUGUACCCCUCCGUCAGCAGCCCCACCGUCACCUUCCGGGCGCAGGAUGACCUCAUGAUCAAGCGGCGGCCCCAGAAGAGCUGGAACGAGUCCGACCUGGACGUGGCCUAUGAGAAGAAACCCCCCGGCUUGGGGGGCUACGACCGCAGCGGCGAGGGGCAGCCGGGGCUGCGGCCGUCCCUGGGGUUGGCGCUGGCACCCUGGAGGGAGUCGAGCCUGGACGGGGCGGGCGGACAGGGCAAGGACGGCGCCUAUGGGGGGCACAGCGCCACGCUGCCCCGAAACUACAAAGUGUCCCCAUUGGCGGGCGAGCGACGGGCGGAGGGACCCUUUCGCCGUUCGGGUCCCGGCACCCUGCCCCGCGGGUGGCAUUUCUCCCAGCAGCCCGUCUCCCGCAUCCCCGUGCCCCCCCAGGGAUCCGGGCGCCCCGUGCCCCCCGAGACCGUCCCGCCGGAGGGAGAGCCGGAGCUGGAGCGGCUGCUGCAGGGUGGGGAGACAGAGGGGCUGGAGAGGCCGCUCAGCCCCACACGGCUGCAGCCCCUCCUGCCCCCCGAGGCCCAGCGGGUCCCCGAGUUCGAGGAGGUGGCGCGGGUGCUGGCCGAGAUGCCACGGCCCCUCAAGCGCCGUGGCUCCAUGGAGCAGUGCCCAGGGCCGGCGCUGCCACCCACCCGCACCCGCCAGUACCAGCAGCUCAUCACCCGCCUCCUGCAUCGCCCGCCCCGCCGCGACGAGCCCCCGGUCCCCGGUGACGCCGGUGCCUCGCCCGACCUGCCACCCCCUACUCCGGCGGCCCCCGAGGCUCGGCCACCCCGCCACAGCCCACCGCCGCAGUCCCCCAGCAGCCCCGAACGGCGCUCGGCCCUGCGGGACCCCUCCUCACCCCGUAGGCGCCCCGGGGCCCGCGUGCGCCUCAACCCCCUGGUGCUGCUGCUGGAUGCAGCCCUGACCGGGGAGCUGGACGUGGUGCAGCAGGCGGUGGCUGAGCUGAACGACCCCAGCCAGCCCAAUGACGAGGGCAUCACGGCGCUGCACAACGCCAUCUGCGGCGCCAACUACAGCAUCGUCGACUUCCUCAUCGCCAGCGGGGCCAACGUCAACUCCCCCGACAGCACGGCUGGUGGGACGGGGGACGGGGGACCCACUGACAUGGGGACGCCGCUUCACUGCGCCGCCUCCUGCAACGACACGGGGGUGUGCGUGGCCCUGGUGCGCCACGGCGCCGCCAUCUUCGCCACCACCACCAGCGACGGCAGCCUGGCCGUGGAGAAGUGCGACCCGUACCGGGAGGGCUACGCCGACUGCUACAACUACCUCACCGAGGUGGAGCAGAGCAUGGGGGUGCUGAACAGCGGGGUGGUGUACGCGCUGUGGGACUACAGCGCCGAGUUCGGGGACGAGCUGUCCUUCCGCGAGGGCGAGCCCGUCACCGUCCUGCGCCGCCAGCCCCAGGAGGAGCUCGACUGGUGGUGGGGGUCCCUCUACGGCCACGAGGGCUACGUCCCCCGCAACUAUUUCGGGCUCUUCCCCAGGGUGCGGCCGCAGCGGAAGAAGGUCUGAGGGGGGACCCUGAAGACAUGGGGGGGGCCUGGAGCCGGCCCCGGCCCCCGCAGCCGCUUGGGUGCAUGGGUCCCCU